CAUGAUAAUAAUGUCUACAGAGCAACCAAAUUGUUCAGAAAGUACUGAAUCUAGCUGCAACUCUUCUUCUUCUUCGUCGCCCUCAUCGCCAUCUUUUGUUCUUCUUCAACCACUUCCGCAAAUCAAUUCGAAAAAUCGACUCAAAAGAUGUAGGGGAGAAGAAGUAGAAGAACAAAACGAAGUCGUUAAUAAUGCAAAUCCAAAGAAGAUCAGUAAAAACAACAAUGGUGGUAGUACUGAUGUUUCGUAUGUAGGUGUACGAAUGAGAGCAUGGGGUAAAUGGGUAUCCGAAAUCCGUGAACCUAAAAAGAAAUCACGGAUUUGGUUGGGUACCUUCGCUACCCCGGAAAUGGCGGCGCGUGCUCACGACGUCGCCGCCAUGUCCAUUAAAGGUUCCUCAGCUAUACUCAAUUUUCCCCAAUUUUCUCAUUUAUUGCCUCGACCCGCCACGUGCUCCCCACGUGACGUCCAAUCCGCCGCCGUAAAAGCCGCUCACAUGGAUCACCUAAACCCAAAAUACUCUUCGUCGCCCGAAACCCCGCCAGCAUCGAUGACGUCAUCGUCAUCGUCGCUGUCGUUGGUUUCAGGCAUUACGUCCUCCUCGUCGUCCUGUGAAAAGGACGACGAGGAGUCAAGACCGUCGCCUCUGGAAGAAGUUUUUCUUGUACCGGAGGCGACGGGGCAGCUGAGUGAGAUAGUGGAGCUGCCGAAAUUGGGAUCGAGUUAUGAAUUGGUUGAGUCAACUCAGAGUUUAUUCGAAUCAGAUGAAUGGUGGGAUAAUAAUUAUGGAAAUUGUGAAUAUUAUUUUGGUCAAGAAAAUUAUAUUAGUAAUAUGGAAUUUACAGGAUUAGAAAAUGUGGUCUCAACCAGUUUUGAGAGUUUUUUAUGGCAACAUUAGAAUAAAAAAAAUAAUGUUGUU
Messenger RNA from Solanum verrucosum, 919 nucleotides. RefSeq names its product dehydration-responsive element-binding protein 3-like. NCBI's taxonomy places the organism in Eukaryota, Viridiplantae, Streptophyta, Magnoliopsida, Solanales, Solanaceae. Gene Ontology annotation, biological process: regulation of DNA-templated transcription. The record is from RefSeq and is a predicted model, not a curated record. The transcript has a single exon. Gene Ontology annotation, molecular function: DNA-binding transcription factor activity; DNA binding. The coding region runs from base 2 to 898 and encodes 298 amino acids.